AUGGCAGUUGGCAACAAUACUCAGUACUACAGCACCAUUCUACUUGACCCAACAUCAAGCGUUCAUCUUCGACAAUGUCUACAAUCAAACAUUGCACUUCUAAACACCUAUGGUGAAAAAUUUCUAGGAUUGAGCCAUAGAGUUGUCGGUGGUGAUCUUGGAAAUCAAGCUGCUGCUACCAUCAAAUGGCAGGACAUGGAGAGUGCAUUUGAGGGUAGAAUCAAGACAGGAUGUGUCAUUAAUCUCCGUCACGCUGACUUGAAGACCUUCUUGAACGAUGCUGAAAACUUAGUUAUUGAGAAAGUUCAAGAAGCCAUGCAGCAGCAUGGGAGUCUGAAAGUCAAUACCCUGCUCCUUUGUCGAUUUGAAUGUCAUAAGAAUGAUGCUGUUGUUGUAGAGACCAAAUCAUUCCAAAGUAAGAGCUCUACAAUUUUAGCUGGAACAGAAUUGCAUGAAUGGUACCAAGAAAACGUAGUGAGUCAAACGUUAAGAAAAGUUGACGAGCUUCAAGAAAAUCAGUCAGGGUGGAGUUUGUCAGAAACUCUCAACCUGACUGUUAAUAUUUCAAGAUUUACACCACUACAAGCGGGAAUUUCAACGUUUGUUCAAGUCCCAGGUGACAUUCGGAAGAAGGAAGGUGUAGUCAAUAUAAUCAAUGAGGAUCACUACUGCUUUCUUUGGUGUGUUGUUGCGGCUUUAUAUCCAGUAAAAUCAAAUAGGAAUUUACCGUCAUCUUAUCCAUAUCCCAGCUCAGUAUUGGAUCAUACUGGAAUAAAAUUUCCAAUAGAAUUGAAGGAUAUACCAUUAUUUGAAAAAAUGAAUGAUUUAAGAAUUAAUGUGUAUGGUAUAGAGCCAAAAGAAAAUGAAAAAGAUCCUAGUGUCAUUAUUCCUCUAUACUUAAGUCCAAAUCUUGAGUGUGAGAAAGAUACCAUUCACCUGCUUAUGAUUGAAACAAACUUGACAUUGAACAAAGAUGAUAGUAUUGAAAAUCACAAACCUAUAUUUCAUUUCGCAUGGAUACGAAAUCUUUCAAGAUUAGUAGGAAGUAGUGUUAAAAAGGGACACUACAAGUUAUUCUUCUGUGAUCGUUGUCUCUGUCAUUUCAGACAUGAAUCAUCAUUUAAACGACGCCAAUCUGAUUGUCUCCAAUACAACAAAACAAGCAAGGAAAGGUCCAUGGGAACAAGCAGCAAGAGAUAG
Molecule: messenger RNA, 1200 nt
Organism: Cotesia congregata
Lineage: Eukaryota; Metazoa; Arthropoda; Insecta; Hymenoptera; Braconidae
Source: the annotation of a GenBank genome assembly